AUGCACAAGCAGCAGUAUCCAGUCCUCAAAGUGGGCUGCCGUUUUGGGGUGUUUUUUCCAACAAGAAAGGAGCUUGGCUAUGGAAAUGGCUCUGUAGGAGAAAGAUGUGGAUUGCCUGAUGCCUUAUUAUUUGUUCUGUCAGUUUUUUUCAGGAAGAUCUUCAUCUUGCAACUGGUAGGGCUGGUGCUAACCUACAAUUUUGCUGACUGUGACUUUGAGAAGAUUAGAGAGAAGUAUCAGAAAGUCAUUUUUCCAGCCCUGGAGGGAUAUAUGAGUGGAAUCAAAAGUACCGAGUCCAACCACACCGUCUACUGUGGAGACCGGCCGGGGUGUCUCGCUGAAAUCAAGCACCUUACCUUCAGUUCCACCCAAGAAUGCCCGUUACUCGCCAAGGAAAUCUUGACAAAAACUAAUGCUAUCCUCACUCACCAUUGCCCAGGCUACUCCGGUAUUCAGAUAAAUAAUACCCAGGCAAUGAAGAAAAGAAAGAAAAGAGAAGUCACAGCAAACAAAUGCCUCACACAAGUCUCAAACUUAAUAGAAUUGUGGCGUCAUUUCAGUCGCUUCCGUAGAAACAAAUCUUCAUUAAAGUCAUAUUUCACAGCAACAAAAUAAAUUAUCUUUAGUAGGUAGAUAGAACAUUAACUCUAACUGUGACAUUUCAAAGACCGCUAUGGUUAUUUUUUAAUUGCAGAAGAGUUUCUUAACUUAUUUUUGUAAGCUUUUGUUGUUUAAUAUAGGUUUGCAAUGCAGGGGAAGUACCAUGCCUCAAUCGUCGGGGGAGACUUCUGUAGCAUUAACGCCUGUGCCACUGGCUUUGUGGCGGUAAUUCUCAGCAGGAACUACAUAAUCCUUGCUCAAGGGAAGAAUCUAAAAGUGUAGUAGAAGGAGAACUUUUUCCCUCGAAAAAGGGAAAAAGUUGAACUCAAUAGCAUGUAAACCUUUGUUUAAAAGGCAGGCAUUUCUUCCACACGCACUGAUAAUUCUCAUGUUCUCAUACUGAAAGUUUACAAAAGAAGAUAAAAGCGAAAGGGGGUGCACAAGAAGUUGUACACAUAUUGAAGCAGUCUGAAAGAAUUUCCAAACAAAAUAUUGUGAAAG
Messenger RNA from Diceros bicornis minor, 1101 nucleotides. It is a transcript of the gene TSLP, whose product is annotated as thymic stromal lymphopoietin. The transcript is spliced from 5 exons. NCBI's taxonomy places the organism in Eukaryota, Metazoa, Chordata, Mammalia, Perissodactyla, Rhinocerotidae. The record is from RefSeq and is a predicted model, not a curated record. The coding region runs from base 1 to 615 and encodes 204 amino acids. Gene Ontology annotation, molecular function: cytokine activity.